Messenger RNA from Pelobates cultripes (western spadefoot toad), 4748 nucleotides. The record is from the annotation of a GenBank genome assembly. Lineage: Eukaryota; Metazoa; Chordata; Amphibia; Anura; Pelobatidae.
AUGGAAAAUCCAACAACCACCGAAACAUCAUGUGGAAAGAAGAGGACAGGCAAGAAGAGGCAACGGGAGAAGACCGAGGAGAAGAAAGGACCAGACGGGAGUGAAACAGAAGAGCAUUUGAAGAGAAAGAAGAAAUGCGAAGGUAAGAAACAGUACACUGGAGAUUGAGAAGGGGGAUCCAUUCUAUUAGAGAAUAUUUAAAUUCAGAGCGGUUUACUGUAUAUUUAAUGUCUCAAAACGCAGUAAUACUCCUCUUAUGUGUUCUUUAAUCACAGUUACCUAAACUAACUUAACACUGAUGCCUAACUUUAGUAGAUUCCAAAAAUCUACUUCCCCCUUUUGGUUUUCAAAAUAUAAGGAUUAUUGUUGGAAGUGAGACGUUCUCAGUAAGAUUUGAGCAUUUGUUCAUACGAGGUAAGAACAUUAAAAAUAUAUGUAUCUUAUGGUUAAAACCUAGUCAAUCAGGACCCGAAGUAAACAUUUCAGUACGUACUGUGUCAAAAUAACAAUAAAAAAAGUUUACAUAAUACAAAACACAUUUUUAACUAAAAAGAACUUAGACGUUAAUCUUUUUUUACAUAUGAUGUUACAUAUGGACUAUUUUUACUCUCCCAGAAGGAGCCACCAUCCAUCCUGUGGUUUCUCCAAUGGAGACCAGCAUUUCUCUGGAGAGAUUUGCCAUCCAUAAAACCCUUGGACAGGGCAGCUUUGGCAAGGUAUGUAAUAUCCACCAAAUGGUGCCAUGUACUGAGAAUUUUUUUAUGGACAGAAAUGAAUAGUGAAAGCCUAAUAUAACACAAGAACCAGUUUAGAAUAAAACGGAACCUAACUGUACAGAUCAUUUUUAAAAGUUGUGUAUUUAAAAGGUUUUCUUAACAGACAUGUAUCGGAGUUAUUCACAAAAGUGAACAUUGUUGAGAAUUCAAACUGAAUUUCAAAUUUAAGGCCAAAGUAGCCGAACUGAAAUUAUAGUUGACUUGGAAAAUCUUUCCAGUUUGACUAAUUUAGCCUUAAGUUUGAAAUUCAUUUUGAAUUCACUUGACAUUUCCGGCUUUUCUUACUUUAGUGACUACUCCUGUUUGUGUAACUGUCAACAAUUAUUUAGAUUAAAAUUAUUUCUCUACUUAAAACGAUAUAAUUGUACUAUACCCCUGUACAAUACAUUGUGCCGUAUGUAUUUUAAGUCCAGUUCUGAGGGUUCCAGCCAGCACAGCUGCUAAAAUUAUAAACAUUUAUUUUAUAAACCGUGAGUUGUGCGGACCAGAGAAAGUUAGGGGAACAUUCACAGGUAACCAGCUGAACCAUAGUUUUCGUGUAGUUAGAUGCGAACGGAGACCGGCUCUUGCUACUGAUUCUAUGGAACUGUAACUCGGAUACCUCCACAUGGCAAGCCGGUCAAACUUCCACACGAUGCGACACGGAACCUACCGAACGGAAAUUCGUGAGAUUUGGAUAUGUGACUUCCAGUAUCCUCAGCUAUCCAGGGAUGUUAAAAGUAUAUUUGUAUGUCUUAUAAAAAGUAUGUUUCUGAAAUUGUCAUAAAUUGUAAUGUUUCUGGCCAGCAGAUAAUUGAGCUUUGUGUAUUGUAGAAACUCAAUUAUCUAGCCUGGCCCAGAGGAGGAGUUUUGUGUUGCAUAAAUUGUGAGUUCUGUGUGCCAGUAAAUCAGUCUUGUUCCAGCAUUAAGCUUUGGCUCAUGUGUGGAUUAUUCGGCGAUUCCAGGGAUAUUUCUGCUUAUGGAAUAUUGAGUGCUUUUCUUUUAUGGGAAUAAGGGAAUGCUUGACGGGGAUAUUUUCUACUACCGUCACAGUUUGUAUUAUUCAUUUUAUAAAAUUGUGCCUUUCCUCUGAUUGCCAGCAAAAAAUAAAGAAUUAUAUAUAUAUAUAUAUAUUUUAUGUUUAUUGUUUUUUUUUAUAAGUUUAUUCUCCCAGUCCUGCUUGUUACCUGUGGCCAGUGAGGGGGGAGACUACUUUCCAUGGUGGUCUGUUUGCCCUGUACAAGCAAGCUUCCCUCGUUCUGGCUUUAAUAGUGAAGGAGGACCCAGGACAUGCUUUCUUCUGUUUCUGAAGGGUCCUUUCUUCAACUAUCGCAAGCCUCCAGCUGUCAAAGCGUUGCAACGGGUUACAACGGAGAGAGAGCUGGAGAAAAGACACCCACACGAUGCUCUACACACACAUACAUAUGUAUAUAAUAGACACAUAUACAGAUACUGUAUAUAUAUAUAUACCAAUUAAAAAAAAAAGUUCAUAGUGUAUUAUCUGUCAGCCUUGGUUUUGCUCAUAAGUCAAAGUAGUCCUUACUUUCGAUUGUGAAAUAAAAUGAAACAAAAAAACAAAAAACAACCAAAUCUAAAAAUAACAACUUUGUAUUAAUUUCCAUUUGUCGAUAUAAGUCAUCUAAGUGUGAGAGUAAAUGAAUACACAGUACUUCCAUGAUGAUUUUUUUCUCCUUUCUCUACAGGUUGUUUUAGCAUCUGACCAGAUAACCAACAAAUGGCUCGCUAUGAAGAUCAUCGAUAAGCAACACCUUAUUGAAAGCGCAAGCAGCUGCCUAGUUGAACGCCGGGUGCUGGAAAUUGCUGCCGGGUGCAAAUUCCUGACCCAUGCAUAUGCCACCUUCCAGACAGAGGUGCCAACAUUAUUACCUUAUAUCAACCCCCUUUUUAAACAGGUACUUGAAAGGAACACUCCAGGCACCAUAACAACAUAAUCAGUAUGGUGUUAUGGUGCCAGGUCAAAGGCUUACUUUUAUGGGUUAAAUCGUUAAUGAACAGUUAACCCCAAAGAGCUGAAUUAAUGACUGUUUAACUCUGACUAUCUCCAGGGGUGUUUUCAGGAGAUUCCCAUUCACAACAUAUGGAUUUCUCUCAAGUUGCUUUGUGAAUGGGGAACUACUGAUUGGCUUUAACCCCUUAAGGACCAAACUUCUGGAAUAAAAGGGAAUUAUGACAUGUCACACAUGUCAUGUGUCCUUAAGGGGUUAAACCAGCAUACUGAGGCUUCCUGCUUCAAGAUUCAGAAAAAAGCAGAAAGAGAGCUUAACAGUGCUGGAUUCAACUCUUUGGGGUUAAACCAUUCAUUAAGAGUGUAACCAUCAAAGGUAAGCCAGUGCCCAUUUCCAUUAAGUUGUUAUGAUGCCCAGAGUGUAGUGGUUAUGGUGUCAAAAUGGCUUUACAUAAUGAAGGAUUUUCCCAGAAUCCAUAGCCCAAACCCUCUUCAGCUGCACAUAUAAUAUGAAAAACAACUUCAGCAUUAACACAUGAGAACCAAACCAGGAUGGCAGUCACUGGCUGAGAGAGCUCAGUAUGAGACGAUUGCUGCGUGAGAUUCCUAUGUCUAUACACAGCUAUAAAAUGGACUCUGCAGCUUUAGAUUUCAUGUCUGAUGGGGAUUAAAUCAUUAUUUUCAUUGGACUGUUUAGAGAUUUGGGAGUUCUCAGCAUCUCUUAGUUGAAGAGAAUGUAACUUCAGAAUAAUCACAACAUGAAGUUGACUCCAAAUACAUCUAUUGUUUUUAUAUAUUUUUGGAUUUAUUGUCACCAUACAAAUUCUUACUGGGAUGUUUUCUAGUUUGCAUUUCCACCUACCAUAGAAAGAGUACUUGGGGCCCGUUGACUAUUAAUUGAUAUUUUGUAAGUUUCCCUGACAUUAUAAAAGGCAUGUCAGAUCACCAUGGGUUUUUGGAACAGAUAUCAACAGAGCUGGAUAAAGACUGCCCAGGACCAUAACCUUUACAAUAAAAUUGUGUUAGCAAAGAUGUGGAAUGCAAUGACUCUAAUACAUUAUUAUUAUUAUUAUUAUUAUUAUUAUUAUUAUUAUUGUAGGCAUUUAUAUAGUGCCAACUUUGCAGUACUUUACAAUAUAAUAAAAUGAGGAAAUGUAACAAUAAAUGAGACAAUUACAAAAUGUUAGAGGAACAGUAGGUUGAUGAGGGCCUUGCUCAAAUGAGCUUACAGUCUAGAGGACAUUGGGUAUAAAAACACAAUAGGAAGAGUAUCAAGGGGUAUAGCAACCAGACAACAAGGUGGGAAAGUAGCAGAACUGGAGGUGAGAGUGGAGUCUGGCCCUUUAGGAGAGACAGGUUUGUGAAACAGAAGUUACUCUGGCCUUUAUCAUUAUUUAUAAUUAUAUAUUACAGGUUCUAUAUUGUUCCCUCCAGAACCUGUAAAAGUAGUUUACCUCUAACCAGUGGCAAGGUGAUCUCCUCCCUGCAGCUCUGCUCUGCCUCGGGUAGAUGAUCACUAUUGAGAAGCACUAGAGAAGUACAGGUCCUUGGCAAUGCUUCUCACACAGAAGCACUGAAUUCAAUGUUUCUCUGUGAAAAGUCUCACAUCUGCUGUUUCCUAAGGCACAGUGCAAUCAGGAGGGUGCAACUUAGUAGCUUUAUAAAAGAACAGAUUUCUCUUGAAAUCAAUGUUUUUAUAAAGUAAGAAAUGAACAGCAAUGUGAAAUGCUUUAAGUGUUUGGAGUGUUCCUUUUAAUACAUUUAGAACCUUUGUAUGUUUGAUUUUUAUUACUAUUAUUCUUAUUCUUAUUAUCAUCAUCAUCAUUAUUUCCAUAGCACUGGUGUGUAGCCAGCAACCACAUUACUGCCAUACAGAAUGAAAGUAUACUCUAAAUAGUCUAACCUUUAUUCUGCUGCAUCUUCUUAAUCAGGACCGCCUUUUCUUUGCCAUGGAGUAUUUAAGCGGAGGCGACCUCUAUGAUUAUCUUGAUAAGAAUGGAAGACUGGAUCUCAGCACCACAACGUAA